AUGUCUACACAUCAGACCUACGCUGGCUCGGUGCGCAAACUCGUGCUAUGCCUAGAUAUCGGUACCACCUUUUCUGGAGUUUCCUACGUCUUCUUGGAACCAGGUCAGGUUCCCAGAAUUCACAAUGUAACGCGGUUUCCCGGACAAGAAAUCUCGGCAGGGGACUGCAAGAUCCCCUCCAUCCUGCUAUACACCCCCGACGGUUCAGUGGCCUACGCCGGCGCCGAAGCGGCUGCUCCCGGGAUUGAUAUGAUCGUCGAGGACAAAGGGCUCACGUCCGUCGAAUGGUUCAAGCUCCAUCUGCGUCCGGCGCGGCUCGACUCGGGCGACUUCAAGACGCGGGACCUGCCGCCGCUGCCUCGGGGGAAAAGCGUCGUCUCUGUGUUUGCGGACUUCAUUGCGUACCUCGUCUCGUGUGCGAAGCGGUUCAUUCAGGAGUCGCACGCGAAUGGGAACCACUUGUGGGCGUCGGUGGAGGGCAACAUCGAGUUCGUGCUUUCUCAUCCGAAUGGGUGGGAGGGUGCGCAACAGGAGAAGAUGCGCCAGGCCACGAUCGUCGGUGGGCUGAUCCCGAACACGGACGAAGGUCGGAAGCGCGUGCACUUCGUGACGGAGGGAGAAGCUAGUCUCCACUUUUGUAUCCAGAGCGGGUUGACCGCUGAGUCCAUUGAGGACGGAAAGAGUGUGAUGAUCGUGGACGUUGGCGGAGGGACCGUGGAUAUAAGUAGCUACGGAUUUGUGUCCAAGUCGCCCUUCGUCGUCGAAGAAGUCACUGCUCCAGACUGUAUCCUCCAAGGCUCUACUCGUGUCAACUUCCGCGCUUCGACGUAUCUGAAAAAUUUGCUGAAGGAUUCGCGGUACGGGAACGACGACGACAUCAAGUUGAUGCUCGAGUACUUCGACAAAGCUACCAAGCGCGUGUUCAAAGGCGAGAACGAAUCGUCGUAUAUCAGGUUUGGUUCCCUGUCGUGCAACGAUCCGGAAGUGAUGAUCCGCCGUGGCCAGCUCACACUCCAUGGAAACGUCAUGUUGUCGUUCUUCCAACCGGCGUUAGACGCUAUUAUGGCCGCGAUUAGGAAACAAUGCCAGAUUGCAUCUCGCCCUCCCAGUACGGUAUUUCUGGUCGGCGGAUUCGCGGCGAAUCCUUGGCUGUAUUCCUCGCUCAAAGACGGAAUAGGGGCUCUCGAUAUCGCACUCUGUCGUCCGGACUCGCAUACGGACAAGGCUGUCGCUAGUGGAGCCGCAAGUUUUUUCUUGGAACACUUCGUGUCUGCGCGGGUUACGAAGAUAACCUACGGUAUCACAUAUGCUCCCACCUACGAUAUUCGCAAUCCAGAGCAUGUCGCUCGCCACGAUAAAAUGUUCACUAGUCUAGAUGGUCGAACGCACGUAAGCGGAGGAUUCUCGCCUAUCUUGAAAAGGGGAACCAAAGUACGCGAGAACGAGGAGUACUCGGGGUCAUUCUCCCACGUAUGGCGCCAUCGGCAAGAGUUAGACCAUAUCAAGAUCGAUAUCCUUUGCUACCGAGGGCACGACGGUGAUGUGCGCUGGAGGGAUGUGAACAACGAGCUGUAUGAACGGCUUUGUAUGGUUGAGGCGGAUACAUCGCAAGUUGCGUUAGUGGAGCAACAGGGACCGAAUGGCGGUUACUAUGGGCUCGCCUUCGACGUAGUUCUGCUAUGCGGUCUCACAGAGCUUCAAGCACAGAUCCGUAGGGUGGAAAAAGGCACUGAGAGACGGUAA
Messenger RNA from Epithele typhae, 1743 nucleotides. RefSeq lists its product as uncharacterized. Lineage: Eukaryota; Fungi; Basidiomycota; Agaricomycetes; Polyporales; Epitheliaceae. The record is from RefSeq and is a predicted model, not a curated record. The transcript is spliced from 12 exons. Bases 1 to 1743 code for a protein of 580 amino acids.